UGCGCGCGCAUCCAGACAGCCUCUCCAUUACCUCAACAUUGCAAUCCGCGGUGGCGCUGCCGACGUCAUCUUUAAUCAGAAAAAUAUGCGGGUUCUUUGGAGCAGCAAGCCACGCUCCUACAAUUCCUCAAACUCCCGUGAAUCAAGUGUCAACAAACAGCGUCCGUUCAAAAUGCCGCUUCCUGACCUGUUUCAGACUGAGGCACUACACCGUGAUAUCCUCAACAGGAAUAAAACAGCAUUCAACCAGGUUAUUGAGCGGUACAUUUCCCUGGCACACGGACUUCCUCCUCCACUAGAUGAAUGUCCCUACCAGUCUCCACACAACAGCAAAAACAAACCAAGUUCAACUCCCUUAUACCCCCAGAAGAACCUUUCCAGGACAGGUGCAACCAUAAAAACCAGCACUGUCUCCCCAGCGAUCUCAUUGAGGCAAGAUUCAUGUUGUGAUGAGGAUGAUCUUGUUAGAGAAGUAGAGGAAUCACUGCAGAGGAGGAAACAACAGCUUGGGUUAAGUGAUGACUUUAUAUGUGAGGAGAUAGAGGAUUAUGAGGUUGAUGAGGAUGACCCCACUUGGGAUGGCUCUCAUUACCAUGCCAGGAUGAAUUUACCCACCAGAUUGCAUAAAAAGAGAAAACUUUCUGAUAAUCUUAUUACAAACACAGUGGGGUCAUCUGAUGAAAACAAGUCUCGAAAGAAAGCAAAAGCACCUGUGGAUGAAGUAAGCCUUUCCCAAAACAAAACUGCUGAUUUGAGGAAGCUUUCUGUGCAGGACAGGCUUUCAGAUGUGAGCAACUUACCAAGAAGAAGAGGUAGACCUCCCAAAAGAAAGUCAGUGCUGGAGGUGAAUGCUGAGGGUGAUAUAUCAAAGAAAAAAUGUAGAUUGCCCAAACAAAAGUCAGUGCAGAAGGUGAGCGUUGAGGGUGAUACAUCAAGGAAGAGAGGUAGACAGCCCAAAGCAAAAGUGGCGGCAGAGAGUCAAGAAAAUCUGAGACAGAACAACCCAAGGAAUGAACCCAAACGGAGAGGCAGGCCACCCAAGAAGAAUAAAACAUUGAGUCUGAACCCCACCAAGGACGGAACCUCAAACAAAAGGUCACCUGAUGAAAACAAUGAACCAAAACGGAGGGGCAGGCCACCCAAGAAGAAUAAAACAUUGAGUGUGAACCCCACCAAGGACGGAACCUCAAACAAAAGGUCAGGUGAUGAAUACAAAGAACCCAAACGGAGGGGCAGGCCACCCAAGAAGAAUAAAACAUUGAGUCUGAACCCCACCAAGGACGGAACCUCAAACAAAAGGUCACCUGAUGAAAACAAUGAACCCAAACGGAGGGGCAGGCCACCCAAGAAGAAUAAAACAUUGAGUCUGAACCACCAAGGACGGAACCUCAAACAAAAGGUCACCUGA
Eriocheir sinensis (Chinese mitten crab) is the source of this 1408-nucleotide messenger RNA. RefSeq names its product serine/arginine repetitive matrix protein 1-like. Lineage: Eukaryota; Metazoa; Arthropoda; Malacostraca; Decapoda; Varunidae. Gene Ontology annotation, molecular function: DNA binding. The record is from RefSeq and is a predicted model, not a curated record. The transcript is spliced from 3 exons. The coding region runs from base 86 to 1408 and encodes 440 amino acids.